Messenger RNA from Stylophora pistillata, 1679 nucleotides. RefSeq lists its product as uncharacterized. The record is from RefSeq and is a predicted model, not a curated record. NCBI's taxonomy places the organism in Eukaryota, Metazoa, Cnidaria, Anthozoa, Scleractinia, Pocilloporidae.
UGCGGUUUUCCACCCAUUGGGCGUCCGACACCGCAGCGCCUCGGACAAACAUGUGUAAAGUCAUCCUGAGAUUGAGGAAUAUCGCUCAUUAGAGGUUAUUAUUCAAGGUGACAACGUGCUUCCGAAACCCAUUUUGAGACAACAACAGUAGAACAGCGUUGAUUGAUAAGAACAUUAAUAUUUGCAUAUCUAUUAUUUCCUGUUAUUAACACCUGCGAGUCGCGCUCGUGGCAUUGUUACCACUUGUCGAGGUAGUGUGUAAAUGAGCAAAGUUCCGAGUGUGUUUACCAAAACGAAUAACUUCACCGUCUUUAUGGGGGGACCACGUUGAUCUCGCAACAUGAAGAGAUGCAUUAAAGUGACAGUCUUUUGCCAAGUCCUGCUGUCGACGGUAUGUGAAGUUAGAUUGGGUUCAUUGCCUAGCUGUUUUAAAGAAUUCAAAUGCCCUAACUCGCAAACGUGUUGCGGUAACGUUUGCGUUGCAUCUCAAGUUUGCAAAAUCGAGUGUCAAGAACAGGCGGAUUGCGAUAAAUUGGUAGACAACCACGGAUGUGUUGCUGGAUUUUGUGAGUGUCCUCCAUCGUCACCUUGUAUUAACAUAUCAACAAUUCGUGACAACGAGUCAAGUCCGUCUUGUGCAACGGAUUUUAAUUGUACGAAACUUGCGAAAUGUCGCAACUGGACCUGCGUAACUAACGAUGGACAUAGUAAAGAGUCGCCGUUAAACCCGGCGCUUUUAGCAAUUGUGACAAUCAUCGGCGUUCUCGUGUUCUCUUGCCUUUUCUGCUGUUGUUUAAGCCGAAUGAAAAGUGAAAGGCAUUCAAUGAAAACACGAGUUGCCAAAGGUAAAUUAAAGAGAGUUCACCACCUUGGCGAAGACGCCGAUAGCGCGGCAAAAAGCGCUUUGGUUGGUGUUGAGGGUCAGGCUUCCCCGGUUAAAGAUGGGAAAGAUACAAAAGAACUCGAUGCAGAGGACGAAGCUUUAAUUUCUAUUGUAACUGGCGGACCUGCUUUGGCUCCAAUUCGCGAAGAAGACGAGGGAGAUGACGAAGCAGAGAAGGCUUAGAAAACAACUUGAAAACAGCUGUGUUUACCUGACGGGUGAAACAUGAUUAUUGCGCCUUCAAAAAGAGCUGAAAACUCACUUGAUUGGUUGCCAUCGACGGAGAAGCGCGACUAGCGUCGAUGGAAAGCAAUAAACAGACAAAAUCAUGAGUUUUCAGGCAUGAAAAGCUCGUAACAAUCAUAUUUCCGUGCAAAUUAGCACGUUAUUGAUUAAAACUCGCACUGUUGGUUAAUAGCACAGCUUUUUUCGCCUGUGGUUCUUGGGGAUGGUGUCGGUAAAAACCAACGAACGUGAAGGUGGAUAUUGCAAGUUAUUAUGCCCUGUUUUUUAAUCAAUUCUUAAACCACGCAGCUUUUAAAUCUGCAAUUGAAAUCUGCGGUUGUCAUUUGAAGUAGAUUUGGCCGUUUAGAGCAAAACAAAAGUGGAACUUGUCGAAAUCAUACAUCUUCAUCUAUUUUCCAAUUCUCAUUUGGUUUACAAACUAGAAUUUUCUUUUGACAUGAUAAUGAAUUAGGCGACUGAUAAGAAUUGAGUUUCGACACAGUGUUAUCACACGCAACCUCGGAUAGUAGUAGAUAAAUUUAUUUGUCAAGAUUAAAAUGAACUGACUGGC